UUAAUUGAAGUAUAACUACUUAUAUGUGCUAACCUGAGAUUGAGAUUAAGAUUGCAAUACAACAGCCUCGAUCGAGGCCAUAUUAUAUAUCCUGCAAAUUGCGAUAUUGUAUAUAUACUACUAGCUCCAUCAUCAUCAAUUAAGAGGGUGAUAUGGCGCAUAAGCUUUUCUGGGUUGUCGUCCUCCUCGUUUUGACCACAGUGAUGGGAGCGGGGAGGGGGAGGGGGAGGGCAGCGAAGGUAUGCUCGGCGAGAGUGGCGCUGAAGCAGGUGGGAUCGUGCUCGCUGUUGCUGCCGGUGUGCCAGUCGGAGUGCUUCAAGCGCUACAACGGCAACGGCGUCUGCUCGUCUACUGCUGCCGCGCCUCCAGGGGCUUCCUCCUCCGCCAUCUGCACCUGCACCUACCUUUGCUAGCUAAUUGCUUCCCUUUCCCUACCUCCCUCCCCAAAUUAUAUAAUGAAUGGAACCCUAACCAACCAAAAACAAAAACCAAAGGGCAGGGAUAGGGAUAGGGAUAUAUAAUAGUAUGUUCCCAAUAAUAAUAAUAAUAAUAAUAAUAAUAAUUCAACAAAUUCUGAGUAUUAUUAUAUUGAUAAUUAAUAU
Messenger RNA from Andrographis paniculata, 602 nucleotides. Its product is annotated as defensin-like protein 163. The record is from RefSeq and is a predicted model, not a curated record. The transcript has 2 exons. Bases 153 to 413 code for a protein of 86 amino acids. NCBI's taxonomy places the organism in Eukaryota, Viridiplantae, Streptophyta, Magnoliopsida, Lamiales, Acanthaceae.